AUGAGCGAAAGCCAACCGGACGAUAUUGAGUCGCGAUAUCUUCACGUGCUGGAUGAAGCGGAGCGCCUGCACGCACACAUCGGGUGGAUGUACUCAUACUACCAACACUGGGGAUCCUUUGAUACUUUGGCGCUGUACUUACGGCAACAAUCAUGGGAGUUUAUGCGGAUCAACAUCCAGUACGUUACGGACACCUGGACAAAUUUAACCGCGCUGAUCAACUCCAAUGAUCCACCGGAGCUGGAGGCGCUAAUGAACAGCCUGGAACAGCUUCGACCCAUGUGGGAAAGGGCCAAAACAUUCCUGGAGAAUGUCAUACAAAGAUCGGAACGUUUGUACACAUCGGGAUUAGUGGUUUGA
This is a messenger RNA of Anopheles moucheti, 360 nucleotides long. RefSeq lists its product as uncharacterized. Bases 1 to 360 code for a protein of 119 amino acids. NCBI's taxonomy places the organism in Eukaryota, Metazoa, Arthropoda, Insecta, Diptera, Culicidae. The record is from RefSeq and is a predicted model, not a curated record. The transcript has 2 exons.